Messenger RNA from Penicillium arizonense, 4407 nucleotides. RefSeq lists its product as uncharacterized. Bases 1 to 4407 code for a protein of 1468 amino acids. Gene Ontology annotation, molecular function: transcription coregulator activity. The transcript has 4 exons. Lineage: Eukaryota; Fungi; Ascomycota; Eurotiomycetes; Eurotiales; Aspergillaceae. Gene Ontology annotation, biological process: regulation of transcription by RNA polymerase II. Gene Ontology annotation, cellular component: mediator complex. The record is from RefSeq and is a predicted model, not a curated record.
AUGGACUUCCCUGGGGGCGCAAACACCAACAUACAUCUUAUUGAUGGCUUCUCCAAUAUCUACUGGAGGAUUUACACAGAAGACUCUCGUGGCACAAAUCAGCCACAAGAAGGCCCCGCUAAUGGCUACACGAUCUUGAAGCAUUUGAGUCGUCUCAAGGAUCUAGAGGCUCGACUGAGAAGUUUGAAUUGCCUGGCGUCAUCACCAAGGCGUUUGGGGCUUUGGGUAUUCUCCCAUACCCCUGACUUUGAAAGUCUGAAUCCCCUCUAUCUGAGUGGCGAAGAGAACAAUAAAAUCGUUGUCGGCUCAACAACUUUGAAAGUUGGUGCCUCGGGAAGUGUCACCGCGCUGGACUUGGUGAAGGGCCUGUCCGACAACCAGGGUCAGGGUACCCAAUCUGGGCAGCCACGACCAUCCCAAGGGCAAGCUCCACCUCGACGCCAAGAUGGGCUCAUCAACUCAGCGGGCAUAUACGCUGCUUUUAUCUCUGCAGUUACAGGUUCAAUCAGCCUCCAGCUAGUUCGACGUCAUGGCGCUUUACCGCUCGGGUCGCGCACUCUCUUCACCGCAGUGGAGAAAAUGGGCUAUGAAAGUCCACACGUUGAUAACGAGAGCAUCUUCUCCAGUUCAUGCUUGACAACCUUGAAUGUUCAGCUCACUGUGGGCGGAACAAUAACUAUUUCCGCCCAGACUGUACCACAAACUGGUAUCAUGCGACUGUCGUCCCGAGAUGACGUCGCAGAUCUACUCAGCAUGCAGCCUGGAAUCGAUCUUUGGCUAUGCCCCAAUGGAACUAUCGCCCGGCUUGUCACUGCAAAUAUUGACGCGUCUACCGUUCCUUCUCCAGGAUAUCCCACCCCCGGGGAUGUGUCCGCAAAACGAAUGCAGUGGAAGCUGGAUGUUGUACAGUGGUUGCGGAAUCUUGGCUUGCAGAUUGACUCGGUUGAGGAAGAACCCUGGGUUGAAAUAGAGGUCUGGGAGGCAUUCUACGCAAGGCUUGCUGGGGAAGCAUGGCGGCAGAGUGACGAUGGUCAAUCUGCAUUACCGCUGAAACGCAUGCUUUGGCCUGCUAGAUUUUGUUUCAGGAGGGCUAGUUCAUCGACUACCACCUUCGAAACCCAGAUGCCCCUUCUCGAGGACCCUCUAGAUUUCGCAGAGCGUUGGUCUUCACAGGCGAGCUCUCUCAAGCUAGACCACCGAGUUCAAAACAUUCAUUUCCCACAAGAGCGUCAAAUAAAGGAUCAGGAAAUGUCGCCAUCACCCAAAGCUGACCAUCCGGAAAGUAUAGAGAGCUUAUCUCGAAUUGCGCAAUAUCCUGAUUUGCAAACCACAAAUCUUGUUUAUCCAACCCCUCCAGAUGGAGCUGCAGCAAUUGGCAUGAACAAUCCAAAUCCAUCCGAGGCAUUCGCUGAAGAUUCUGACUUCGGACUACCUAACGCAACCCCACGAAAUCCUCAAAGGAAUGCAUCAGGAUCUGGGCUAUCACCUGGUAACGGCAUUGGUGUUGGCACCGGCCGAUAUGAUGCAAGUGACGAGGAAGAUCUCUUUGGAGAGAUGAACGACAGAGACUUUGGGUCGAAGGGGAUCACCGAUGCUGAUUUCAGCUUCUUUGAUGACCCCGACUUUGAAGGCAUGGGUGAUGAGGAUGUGGAGCAACCACAGGAAAUCAUCCAAGCAUCUCAUGGUCCACCUGGUCUGGAGGACGAAACUAUGAUUGAUGCAAAGCCAUCUCCCGACCCGCCACUGGAAAUCCCAAAUCAUUCCGAAACGGAGGCACAUGUCUCUCCAAUGCAGCAAGAAGGCCCACAACCCAAUGAGCCACCUCUCGAGGAGAGAGGGGCUCAUUCGCCUACAGAUCGGACAGGUCAAACAAUCAGCCCACCGUUAAGCCCAAUAGAAGUCAAAAAGAUCCUAUUCCCAGAACCCGAGACCAAUGACGGCGGGAGUUCUACUGAUAUUCAUGGCCAAGGACAUUACCAUCCAGUGACGUUUGAAAAGAAACUUCGCGACUGGGAUCAAAAGUAUGGAACAGCUGGAAAAUUCUGGUUCUCAGCUGGUGGCCCAUCAGACACAUCGGAACAAACAUCUGCGAUACCUACAAUUGGCCUACCACACCGCAAUAGAAGCGGUGCUAAUACAACUGCUGCCGCCAAAGAACGCAGCAGAGCCAAUUCGUCUCUGAUCCAAAUAAAACAAGGUCCGAGAUCAGCCUCGGUUUCAGGCAGUGACAGUGAUGACAGCAGCGACGAAAGUGCGGAAGUCAUGCCAGAACACGCUCCAACACCGUCUACUCUGGCCUUAAUACCUUCUUUGAAGCGAAAGCGUGCUCCUUCAGAAACCGAAACCAUGUCUGCUGCAUCUCCAGAGAAGCAAUUGAUUACCACAGAAGCAAAUCCCGCACUGAAAGCGGAGAAUUUUACGUUCCUGGGCAAUUUCCUUGCCAAUUUUUCGGAUUGGACCCUGACUGGCUACUUUUCUGCGUUGCAGUCCCAACAAAACCCGGUCCUUCUUCUCCGCGAAGAUCAACUUCAAAUUGCCCAGCUUCUGGUUGAGCAAAUUACACAAUCAUCUCUGAAGCACCCACUGGAUGAGCAGAUUGGUCCCGUCAACCUCGAAAGCCAGUCUUUGUUACAAACUCUCGACCAUACCGAAUUUCCGGGUGAAGUCGCGAAACUGGACUUCAAAAGAUACACCUCACUGCAAGACGAAUUCACUGCAAACCAUCCGCAACAACAGCCGCCACAAUAUCCAGCGCCACCUAAGGAUGUCCCCAGAGGUUUCAUUGCAAGGUUACCUGCACCCCACGUACGUGUCCGUCGGGGCAAAGAGUACCUAGAAGCUCUUCCUCCCGCUAUUGACUUCUGGGAGACAUUUGGCCUUGAGCCAGCUCAUGGGCCAAAGAAUAUCUCCGCAUAUUGCAUCCACCCACAGGCUGCCUCGCAAGCAGCAGCUGUGUUUUUGAGACGGUUUGGUCUUCUUUAUCAAAGCUGCAGCCUUGGAAGCCACACUCGCGGAGACGAUUCUGUGGGAUUCGAAACGGGGUUGAAGUCAUGGCAGUCGGAACCAUCCAGUUACGAGUCUAUGAUGCUAAUCCUGAAGGACAUGUGCGAGGAGCUUGGAGCGGAGCUCUCCCAAUCCCCACCCACGGCUGAGAACUGCGUCGUCUAUAUCAUCAACCCCUUUACUCAUACUGCGGCACUGGCUGAUAUUUGUUCCGCCUUCUGGCACCUUUUCCAACAAUUGUUGGUCGAUUCGGAGCGCCGACAGGUCCGGCCUGUCAAUGAGCUUGUUCUGCAGAUCAUCCCGAUGGAAUUUGUCAUGUCGAGUGAAACGAUGGUUGUGCCUUCCCAGGCAGACUAUUUGAAUUUGGCCCUGGAGGUGUACGGUCGAUGUCGUCCAAGAGAGGCUGAUACAAGUUCUUUGCUUUGUACGCCACCGAUGUGUCUAGCCGAUCCUCUCCCAAGAGCCAUUAGCUUUCGACUUGCGCCUGAAAGGGCUUCGCCGCUCCAGGAUGGACGAAGCCUUCAUAUUGCCUGUUCCAGGAGUCUAGACCAACGCUGGAUAUCCGUGGCUUGGUCCGAUGUGCCUGGAUCUAUCCAAAGGACCGUGUCUUAUUGCCUCAAGUAUCGCCAGUCGAGUGCCACCCGGCCGAUCUCCGAAGUGAGGAAUGAAAUCUGGGCUACGACGAAACACAUCAUGGAAAAGAUCCAAGCACGAUGGAAAGUUCAACUUGUGGCCACGGAGCCCAUGGAAUCCGAUGAAGUCGAAGCAUGGACCAGUUUCGCAGACCAAUACAACAAAUCACGACCCGGCUCAUUGGAACUGGCCAUCCUCUCCGUCAACGCAAUCCCAGAUUUAAUACUCGAACCCCCCAUUCCCCCAAUACCAAUGGCUGUUUUCAACCCCCUAUCCUCCUCAACUCCCGUUUCAACCCCCAACCCCAGCAACAGCGUCGCAUCCCCUGAACAAUCCGGCAACGCAGCAACACCAAGCAGCGGUGGCCCAACAACCUACAACGCCCCAACCCCAACAGACAUGUCCCUCGAGACAGACUCCGAAGCCGUCCUGACUGAUAUAUGCGACGAAUCCUGGCUAGCAGUCCUAUCCCACCGCCUCAACAGCUCAGCCCACCUCACUGAUUUCCGUCCCGCCCUAUCAAGCGGGUAUCUCCUCCGCCGCAAAAGCGCUAACGACGGUGACGGCGUCUUUGCACUAGCUGUUAACCUCAUCUAUUCCCCCCGUCCUCCUCCUGCCCACGAUAAUGUCUUGAAGGAUACCCUCAGCAUGUAUCGGGAUAUGGCGACUCUUGCUCGUGUCAAGGGUAUUCGCUGUGUGCAGGGUAACACUCUGCCUUGGCAUAUUGCUACAGCUCUUCGUGCUCAAGAGCUAUUGAGUUAUACAUUUUGA